GUCGCGGCCGCUCCCCGCCCCGGAAGGACAAGUGGGCUCUGGGAAGAUGGCAGCGGUGGCGGGAGCCGCCGUGUCGGCUCCUGUGUGCGUGCUAGUGCUGGGCAUGGCCGGCUCCGGAAAAACUACCUUCGUGCAGCGCCUGGCCGCCCAUUUGCACGGGCAGCGCUGCCCUCCGUACGUGAUCAACCUGGACCCUGCCGUGCACAGCCUGCCUUUCCCCGCCAACAUCGAUAUCAGGGACACCGUGAAGUACAAAGAGGUUAUGAAACAAUAUGGGCUGGGCCCCAAUGGCGGAAUAGUGACCUCUCUCAAUCUCUUUGCUACAAGAUUUGACCAGGUGAUGAAGUUUAUUGAAAAAAGACAGAAUGCAUCCAAGUAUGUUAUUAUUGACACACCAGGGCAAAUUGAGGUAUUUACUUGGUCAGCAUCGGGAACCAUCAUAACUGAGGCCUUGGCUUCCUCUUUUCCUUCAGUUGUUGUCUAUGUGAUGGACACCUCUCGCAGUACUAAUCCUAUCACUUUUAUGUCCAACAUGCUGUAUGCCUGCAGUAUCCUGUACAAGACAAAGCUACCUUUCAUCGUAGUUAUGAACAAGACUGACAUAAUCGACCAUAGUUUCGCAGUGGAAUGGAUGCAGGACUUUGAGAGUUUUCAGGAUGCCCUGAAUCAAGAGACCUCCUAUGUCAGCAACCUGACUCGUUCUAUGAGUUUAGUGUUGGAUGAAUUUUACAGUUCACUGAAGGUGGUUGGUGUUUCUGCAGUGCUCGGCACAGGACUGGAUGAGUUCUUUAUCCAGCUUUCUAAAGCUGUAGAUGAAUAUGAGAGAGAGUAUCGUCCAGAAUAUGAGCGCCUGAGAAAAACACUAGAGGAAGCUCAAGAGAAACAAAAGAGAGAGCAACUGGAACACUUGUGGAAGGACAUGGGCAGUGUGUGUGUGCAAGGCAGUACACUGGCAGGACCUGAUGAUGCUUCUGCAAUGGGUCCCUCUGAGCUAAUCCUGACACGAGGAACUCUCAACGAAGAGGAAGAAGAGAGGGAGAGUGAUACUGAUAACAUUGACCAUGAAGUGACUGAGGAGAGUCAUGAAGAACCAGCCUUCAGAAACUUCAUGCAAGACAUGCGGAUGAAAUGCCAGAGAAAAAGCAACCUGAAUGAAUGAGACCUUCACAAACAGAAGAUUUUUAUUUUUCUUUCUGCAGUAACUGUUGGUCAUGUGAGUUAAAGAUCUUGAAGCCAACUGACUGCACGUUUCACCAUCUGCCACUGUGGCUUCCUGAAGCUGAAGGAAUCAGAUAGCAGUUCCUUUUCCUCCAGAUUCUUCAGAUCUACCUGUUGAGAGCCUAGAUUUCGAGCUCCAACAGUGUUAGUAUCUACAGCACUAGCUGGUCCCCAGAAACAUGUUCAUUUGUGUGUGCAGUCAGAUGUCUGCAGCAGCCAGGGCACAAGUGAUGCUGUGUUAAACUUUAUCAAUCUACUUACUGUUUGAUGGUUUGGUUUUCAUUAAAUAUAUUUUAUGUACUAACAAAUGUGUGAUAAUAAUAGGAGAUUUCAUUUUACGCACUGUUCUGAAGUGAGACUUUUUCCUUGUGCUUGCAGCCCAUCUGUGUGGAUGCACAGCAAAUGCAUCUUAAUUACAUUAUACAGACAUGGUACAGAUGCCUCCUAGGAAAAUCCUGAGUAAAGAAAGUUCCCAGGAGGGAAAGUAAUAAAAAGACUCUAGC
Poecile atricapillus (Black-capped chickadee) is the source of this 1721-nucleotide messenger RNA. It is a transcript of the gene GPN1, whose product is annotated as GPN-loop GTPase 1. The transcript has 15 exons. Bases 47 to 1159 code for a protein of 370 amino acids. The record is from RefSeq and is a predicted model, not a curated record. Gene Ontology annotation, molecular function: ATP hydrolysis activity; GTPase activity. Lineage: Eukaryota; Metazoa; Chordata; Aves; Passeriformes; Paridae.